Molecule: messenger RNA, 374 nt
Organism: Oncorhynchus keta (chum salmon)
Lineage: Eukaryota; Metazoa; Chordata; Actinopteri; Salmoniformes; Salmonidae
Product: lysophosphatidylcholine acyltransferase 1-like
Exons: 3
Source: RefSeq, a predicted model, not a curated record
UCUCUCCUCAGUUCCUUCCUGUCUACACUCCAUCAGAAGAGGAGAAGAACAACCCGGCUCUGUUUGCUCACAACGUCAGACGCCUGAUGGCCAAGGCCCUGGACAUCCCCAUUACUGACUACUCGUUUGAAGACUGUCAACUGGCCAUGGCUGAGGGUCAACUCAGACUCCCUGUUGACACCUGCCUGCUGGAGUUCGCCAAGCUGGUCCGGAGACUGGGGUUGAAGCCCCAGAAUGUGGAGAAGGUACUGCAGGAGUUUGGGAACAGAGCCAGGAAGAUGGAGGGAGAGAAGCUGGGUCUGGAAGCCUUUGCCCACUACCUUGAUGUCCCUGUGUCAGACAUGCUCAGAGACAUCUUCUCCCUCUUCAACGAG